AUGUCAAGGCCGAAGAAGUUUGGAAAGGCAUGGAAGGAGAAGAACCCGAAGAAAGCCUACGGUUUAUUAAGACAGUACACCAGCAAAACGAAAACAUGUUCUACAGUCCUCAACACUGCUAACGGAGUUACUAUCGGUGAGACAACCCUACCAAAUAGGAGAGAUCUGUUCAACACCUUGCUGAACCGGCAAGCGUCGUCAGCCCCUGAUCUCGAACCCCUCUAG
This is a messenger RNA of Necator americanus (New World hookworm), 225 nucleotides long. RefSeq lists its product as uncharacterized. The coding region runs from base 1 to 225 and encodes 74 amino acids. The transcript has a single exon. Lineage: Eukaryota; Metazoa; Nematoda; Chromadorea; Rhabditida; Ancylostomatidae. The record is from RefSeq and is a predicted model, not a curated record.